GCCGCGUGGCGGGCGGGCGGGCGCUGCCGACUCACGGCGAUGGCGGCGGCCGGGCUGGUGCUGAACGGCGCCGAGGCGGCGGGGCGCGCGGCGGCCGGCAUGUACGAGCAGCUCAAGGGCGAGUGGAACCGCAAGAGCCCCAACCUCAGCAAGUGCGGCGAGGCGCUCGGCCGCCUCAAGCUGGCCCUGCUGGAGCUGAACUUCCUGCCCACCACGGGCACCAAGCUGACCAAGCAGCAGCUCGUCCUGGCCCGAGACAUCCUGGAGAUCGGCGCCCAGUGGAGCAUCCUGAAGAAGGACAUCCCCUCCUUCGAGCGCUACAUGGCCCAGCUGAAAUGCUACUACUUCGACUACAAGGACGAGCUGCCCGACUCGGCCUACAAACACCAGCUGCUGGGCCUCAACCUGCUCUUCCUGCUCUCCCAGAACCGCGUGGCCGAGUUCCACACCGAGCUCGAGCGCCUGCCGGCCAAGGAGAUCCAGACCAACGUGUACAUCAAGCACCCCGUCUCCCUGGAGCAGUACCUGAUGGAGGGCAGCUACAACAAGGUGUUCCUGGCCAAAGGCAACAUCCCUGCCGAGAGCUACACCUUCUUCAUCGACAUCCUGCUGGACACCAUCCGGGACGAGAUCGCGGGCUGCAUCGAGAAGGCGUACGAGAAGAUCCUCUUUAACGAAGCCACCAGGAUCCUCUUCUUCAACACCCCCAAGAAGAUGACAGAAUACGCCAAGAAGCGCGGCUGGAUUUUGGGCCCCAGCAACUACUACAGCUUCAGCAGUCAGCAGCAGAAGCCCGAGGACACCACCAUCCCCUCCACGGAGCUGGCCAAGCAGGUCAUCGAGUACGCCAGGCAGCUGGAGAUGAUCGUCUAGUGCCCCCGCCGGCCUCCCCCUCCCCCCGGACUCUGUCUGCUUCCCUCUUCUCUUAGCAUCUCCUCCUCCCCGUCCCACCGAUCCAUGGGCCUUCGUUUGGGGUUUUGUUUUUUUAAUUAUUUAAACAUGGGGCUGGGGCCUUGCAAUACAGGCGCCGGCUUCCUCCCACUCCCUGCUGCGGGGGGCUGUGACUAGCUGCUGGUCCCCAAGCAGCAGGGGCAGGUGUGGGGCAAUGCCUCCUGGAGCAGCCUCUGGGCUCAGGCUGCUGUUCCCAGCCCCUGGCGUGGAGCUGAGCGGCGGUCACAGCCCGGAGGGCCCCCGUGGCCGCUGGCAGCUUCCAGAGCAGGGACCAGGCCGCUCUUGGGUUCGAUUAAAUGGUGGUUUCUUGUAUGAA
Messenger RNA from Alligator mississippiensis (American alligator), 1267 nucleotides. It is a transcript of the gene PSMD8, whose product is annotated as proteasome 26S subunit, non-ATPase 8. Gene Ontology annotation, cellular component: nucleus; proteasome regulatory particle; proteasome regulatory particle, lid subcomplex. Lineage: Eukaryota; Metazoa; Chordata; Crocodylia; Alligatoridae. Gene Ontology annotation, biological process: proteasome-mediated ubiquitin-dependent protein catabolic process. The record is from RefSeq and is a predicted model, not a curated record. The transcript has 7 exons. The coding region runs from base 40 to 873 and encodes 277 amino acids.